Molecule: messenger RNA, 3258 nt
Organism: Hippopotamus amphibius kiboko
Lineage: Eukaryota; Metazoa; Chordata; Mammalia; Artiodactyla; Hippopotamidae
Gene: DUSP28
Product: dual specificity phosphatase 28
Exons: 2
Coding region: 115-651 (178 amino acids)
Biological process (GO): protein dephosphorylation
Cellular component (GO): cytoplasm
Molecular function (GO): protein tyrosine/serine/threonine phosphatase activity
Source: RefSeq, a predicted model, not a curated record
CCCGCCCGGGCGGGGGAGGGGCGGCCCUCCGAGGCCCCUAGGACCCCGGGGACGCCCGGCCGGCCGCUCGACGGCCCGGAACGGGCACCCAGGCCGGGCGCCCGGCCGCCGCGCAUGGACCCGGGGCAGGCCGAACGCCGCGGGGCCGCCGGGGCCGCCCCGCCGCCGUUCGUGCGCGUCGCCCCCGCGCUCUUCCUCGGGAGCGCGCGCGCCGCGGCCGCGCCCGACCUGCUGGCGCGCGCGGGCGUCACCCUGUGCGUCAACGUCUCGCGCCGGCAGCCCGGCCCGCGCGCGCCCGGCGUGGCCGCGCUGCGCGUGCCCGUGUCCGACCGCCCGACUGAGGACCUGCUGGCGCACCUGGAGCCCACCUGCGCCGCCAUGGAGGCCGCGGCGCGCGCCGGCGGCGCCUGCCUCGUCUACUGCAAGAACGGCCGCAGCCGCUCGGCCGCCGUCUGCACCGCCUACCUCAUGCGCCACCGCGGCCUCGACUUGCGGCGCGCCUUCCAGAUCGUGAAGAGCGCCCGCCCCGUGGCCGAUCCCAACCCGGGCUUCUGGUCCCAGCUCCAGAAGUACGAGGAGGCCCUGCAGUCGCAGUCCCGCCUGCCCGGGGAGCCCUCGGGUCCGAGUGAGCCCCAAUCGGUCAGCCCUUGAGGACGACCCAGCCCCAAAGCAGGGCUCUUGGAGUUCUCUGCAGCCUCGGGUGCGAAGGGGUACUUCAUACACAGACGGGAGAAUGGGCUGUCCUCUCCUGCCCCACGUGCCACGGAGUUUUCAUUUUUUGCAGCUUCCUGAAGGGUCUGUGUCCGCUCUUGACGGUAGUGCAGGAGUGUGUCCACCGAGGAGAGAACGGGAACCGUUCCUCCCCUGGUCAGCAGGUUUAUUAGAGAGGGCUUGGUCAGGAACAUCAAAACCACUCGAGGAAUUUUAGCCAGAAAGACGUUUACUACAGAGAGAUGGAGGCCAGGGAGCCAAGGUCAGCAGAUGGGGAAGCAGAGGAGCCACAGACACCCACCACCCUGAUCCUGGCUGCCUUCCCCUCUGCUGCAGGCGACGCUGGGAGGACACCCCAGGGCUGCUGGCAGAACCUCGUGCCUGCCACCUGCUCAAGCCACAGUGGCUUUCCCAGACCUCACACUGGUCCCAUGACAGAGCCCAACAUGGGAUCCAGCUGGCAAGGGCCCAGUUUCCAGACUUGUAGCUGCUGUGACACACAGGUGAGGGUUGAAGGCUGUGUGACGAACCACCCAUCAUGGGCACCCUCGGGCUCUCAGCAUCCGUACCCACCUCCUACCUUUCUGACCUCCCAGUUUCAGCAACAACUUGAGCCCCGGCCUGACAUCCUGCAGCCAAGGUCAUGCCAACAAUGCACUGACCACCCGUGUGUCUGCGCUUGUUGAUUCCUCUUCUGGUUCAGAGGCACCUCACCUGGACAAGCCAAGGCCUAAGGACUAUACUAGAAAACCCAUCACCAUCAACACUCCUUGAAUAAGAUAGUGGGGAAAGAGUAAAGGAAAAACUGGGUAAUACAUAUGAGUUACAGAUACUUUAGUCCCUGGUUAAUAUACAAAUAUUUGCAUAACAAGGUAAUGAAUAAGAUACUGUAGUUACUGUUUUUCAUUUCCCUUGACCCUCAGCCAGUGCCUCAGGUCCUGGUCUUUCCUGGUGGGGUGACUGGAGUCUUCAUCUUGAAGAGCCCUGAGUGGUCCUGCCUGCAUUGGUGCUGUGGGCCAUGACCUCUCCCGUACAACCAGGGAGUACUGGGAGGCAUCAGGAGAAUGCCCUGAGUUCCAGCAUACUCCUGGCCUCUCUGAGCGGCAGCAAAGCCCUGAUGCCCCUUGAAAGUCAGGAUCUGGCAAUUCCCUGGCGGUCCAGUGGUUAGGUCUCAGUACUUUCACUGCUGGGGCCUGGGUUCAAUCUCUGGUCGGGGAUCUAAGAUCCUGCAAGCCAUGCACCACAGCCAAAACAAAACAAAACAAAGCAAAGCAAAAGAGUCAGGACCAGUCACCCCACCCAGCAGAGCAACUCCUGAUUGGAGGCUUUAGGAGCCCCAAAUGUCUAAGUGGUGUCUCAGCCUCCUCUCCAGGUGUGUCCCCAGAUGGAAGCAUCCUACCUGCAGAUGAAGACCUCUGACCCAGCAGAUCCCAAAGUUGUAGGGAUGGGAGGCUCACACUCUGUGAGUGAAGCCCUGGGGUGGUUGUAAAAAGGGCCUCCUCCUCCCCAACCCUCCUGCACCUGGGUUUCCAGCUGUGAUGGUCCCUGGCUCAGAGCAUAACACCCUGUGGGUUAGCACCCGGCCCUAUGCGAUGUCACCGGUCAGCCCCUAUCUCCAAGAGCCACAGCCUGAGUCAUAACCUGCCUGCAGCUCGUGGUGGCUAACCUGACUUUUACACCUUUGUGGGGGCCUUGGCUGCUGCUGGCCUCUCCCCACAGGCCCCUCAUAGCUCAUGUCACUUUCCCAUCAACCCCAUAAACAAGUUCCUGCCGUUGUCUCCACGUGCAGGUGAGGCUCCAGUGGCUCUGCCCGUAACUUCAGGUGAGCUGAGUGGUUUGGCCAGCUAGCAGGUCAGAAGCCAGGACCUGAGCCCAGAUUUUUACCCUGUAUGCUCACGACACCUUUGCUGGCACACCCCUCAUCUGCUAACCUUGCCCUAGGUGACAAGUGUGCCAGGCUGAAGGACACCUAUGGGUCACAUAAGCCUUUUGUCCCACCAGCUCCACUCUGAGAACCACCCAACUUUGGCUGUCACCAGAGGCCCAGGUAUCCCUAGGACCUCUGUCCAGGGACAACACAGCCCCCACCUGAAUGCCAAAGGCUCCCUGGAAGCCUUCCCACCUCCGUGUCCACCCACUGGCCGAGGAUCCAUUCCCCUCCCAGUGCCAGCGCACUUGAAUAGGGGUACCUAGUCCGUGUACAUCAGGGGAAGGCUGGGGUGCAGGCAGCAUCAGCCCAUCCAAGCCAGCCAGGAUCUGAGCAUCAAAAGGCUGGUGUAUGAACAUUCCUAUGGGAGAAACCCCAGCCUCUGGCAGUCCCGACUUUCAGGUUCCUGUCCUCUAGGUAGAUCGGGGCAGGGUGAGAGGAGGACUACACUACAGCCACCCUGGACAUCUGUCAGCAAGGCAGUGCCCUCCCCCAACACUGAAGGCACUGUCAACAGAGACAGGGUGGAGAGUGGAGAUGACCACCAUGGCCUUCACAGUUCACAAAUGCCUUGGUGGGCUGGCUUUAAUACUGUAAAACAGAUCUAUUUGCUCUUUUAA